CGCUGCUUUUGUCACGAUUAACGAUUUAUUCCAAUCCCUAUUCCCUGCUUGCGGCGGUUGUCGGUCGCGCGGUUCGACGCAUAAUCAAUCCUAUAGAUCAAUUAUGCAUGCAACACAUUAUCGUAAUGUCGUCUGUGAGUGUUUUUAGUUAUUACUUAUUACUAUUAUUAUUACUACACUCGAAACACUUGACGUCGUGCAUAUCGAGCGAGUGGAUUAGUGGAGCAAUGCCGUAUUGUCAUAAUGUCAUUUCACGACCAGUUUUCGUUUACGCAAUAAAGUGCCUAAAAAGUAAUAAGUAAUAACGUACCGCCGUCGUCGACCUCGUACAGUCGUUCAGGUUUCUCGUUUCGAGUUCAUCCACGACUCUUCAUAGUUCUCGGAAACCGUAUCGGAUAACACUUAUUAUUAAUUAUUGUUUCAACGAAAUCGUUCGACGUGCCAAACCUGCGGUGUCGGGGAUUCACUUAAAAGUCAAUUAACUUGAAUAACUGUAGCUACCUGGCUACCUAUCGUUUUUGUUAUUUCGUCGCCGGCGGCCGUGACAAUUCAAUAAUUCAAAAUAAUAUAAUGUAAUAUUCAAUGAUCAAACUUUCGAACCCAACAUCGCACGAUAAUAGAUUAAUUUAUAUUAGCUCCUGAUUAUGUUACGACCUUAGACCUCAUAACAAUGCUACUGAUAAACGACUAUAAGUUUGAAAUAACCAGCACUGUCGCGAUCAUGUUUAUUAUUAUCAUGUACACUUCUAGUCAUGCUUUUCGUUACUACGCCAAAUUUACCAUAUUUACAGUAUUGUCAUAUAUGUCUGCGACUGUAUUCUUACCAUUAAUGUUAUGGAGACCAAGGGACUACAGGAAUGGAUUAUUACCUGCAUGGGGUGGACGCCAAGUAUCAAAAAUAUUAGGGAUAACAUGGGAAAUGAAGGGUAAAGAAAAUAUUGUACAAAAUUCAGGUUGUGUUGUUUUGAUUAAUCAUCAAAGCUGUUUGGAUUUAUUAGUAUUGUCUGAAAUAUAUCCGGUAAUGAAAAAAUGCACCGUGAUCUCCAAGAAAGAAAUAUUUUACUUUUGGCCUUUUGGUCUAGCCUCGUGGUUGUGGGGAACAAUAUUCAUUGACCGUCUAAAUGCAGAAAGUGCUCAGAGGACCCUUAAUAAGACUGGAGAAGCUAUUCGUCAUAAACAAGCAAAGCUUUGCAUGUUUCCUGAAGGCACAAGACACGGUGGACCAGAGCUUUUGAAUUUUAAAAAAGGUGCAUUCCAUGUUGCUAUUUCAGCUCAAUGUCCAAUACAGCCAGUAGUUGUGACACAAUAUUUCUUUUUGGACCACGGAAAACGUACAUUUGAUCCCGGCCACGCAGUCAUAACAAUAUUGCCUCCAAUACCCACCGAGGGAAUGACCAAAGAAGACUUACCUGGUCUUAUUGAGAAGUCUAGAACUGCAAUGCAAGAAGCGUAUACAAAAUCUUCAGCAGAAAUAAAAACACAAUAUUAUAAUGUCAGCUAAAAUUAUA
Molecule: messenger RNA, 1508 nt
Organism: Myzus persicae (green peach aphid)
Lineage: Eukaryota; Metazoa; Arthropoda; Insecta; Hemiptera; Aphididae
Product: 1-acyl-sn-glycerol-3-phosphate acyltransferase alpha-like
Exons: 6
Coding region: 671-1501 (276 amino acids)
Biological process (GO): phosphatidic acid biosynthetic process
Cellular component (GO): endoplasmic reticulum; membrane
Molecular function (GO): 1-acylglycerol-3-phosphate O-acyltransferase activity
Source: RefSeq, a predicted model, not a curated record